This is a messenger RNA of Aspergillus nomiae NRRL 13137, 561 nucleotides long. Its product is annotated as GNAT family N-acetyltransferase. Lineage: Eukaryota; Fungi; Ascomycota; Eurotiomycetes; Eurotiales; Aspergillaceae. The annotation marks the transcript as partial. The record is from RefSeq and is a predicted model, not a curated record. Gene Ontology annotation, molecular function: acyltransferase activity, transferring groups other than amino-acyl groups. The transcript is spliced from 3 exons.
GAAAGAUGGCUCCCCCGUAACGCUGUACCCGGUGGCCAACGGCCCGCAAAGCAUCCCCGCGGACCUGGUUGCGCUGCUGCACCGCGAGUUCAGCGCCGAGAUCGAGGCCGCUGCACGUACCCGAUGGAGGAACCCAUGACGCUGGAGCGCUUCGCCGAGUACUGGUUCGGGACGUUUGCCGUUGUGGCUGUCCUUGGGGGAGAGGAAGAGGGGGGCCUUCGCGAGGGCCGUGAUUGGGAGAGGGAGUGUUUGGGGACGUUUUAUAUUAAGCCUAAUUAUCCUGGCCGGUGUUCGCACGUCUGCAAUGCAGGGUUCCUGACGACGGUUGCUGCGCGCGGCCGUGGCGUGGGCAUCGUCAUGGGCGAGACAUAUCUGCAGUUUGCGCCCAAGUUGGGCUACAAAUACUCCGUCUUCAACCUGGUCUUUGAGAACAAUGUUGCGUCGGUCAAGAUCUGGGAGCGACUGGGUUUCAAGAUCAUUGGGCGCGUGCCUGGGGCAGCGCGGCUGGCGAAUAGUGAGGAGUUGGUGGAUGCGUUGAUUAUUGGGAGGGAUUUGGUUUAA